Lemur catta (Ring-tailed lemur) is the source of this 3124-nucleotide messenger RNA. It is a transcript of the gene ERRFI1, whose product is annotated as ERBB receptor feedback inhibitor 1. The coding region runs from base 270 to 1652 and encodes 460 amino acids. NCBI's taxonomy places the organism in Eukaryota, Metazoa, Chordata, Mammalia, Primates, Lemuridae. The record is from RefSeq and is a predicted model, not a curated record. Gene Ontology annotation, cellular component: extrinsic component of cytoplasmic side of plasma membrane. Gene Ontology annotation, biological process: negative regulation of epidermal growth factor receptor signaling pathway; regulation of keratinocyte differentiation. The transcript is spliced from 4 exons.
ACGGGCCGGCGUGUACGCUAUAUAUAGAGGCGGAGGCAGCGGCGGCGGCGACGGCGGCCGAGUGCGAGACAGGGAGCGCGAGCGGGAGAGCAGCGAGGCGCCUGCGCGGUGUCCGGGCCCCCGAGCCCGCGGCGCUGAGCCAGCCGGGACGGACAUGCGCGGGAGGGCGCCCUGGGGCAGCCGCCGCUCCUCCCGGGGAAUGAAAGCUACUGGUUGAUUUAAAAAUCCCUGGGCCUCACAAGUUUGGAGACAUCCCAGAAUAAGGCACAAUGUCAACAGCAGGAGUUGCUGCUCAGGAGAUUAGAGUCCCAUUAAAAACUGGAUUUCUACAUAAUGGCCAAGCCAUGGGCAACCUGAAGACCUGCUGGGGUAGUCGCAGUGAGUUUAAAAACAACUUUUUAAAUAUUGACCCCAUAACCACAGCCUACAGUCUGAACUCUCCUGCUCAGGAGCACCUAACAUCCUUUGGGCAUACUUCAAAAUCUGUUCCGAUGAAUGGCCACUACUUUGCAGAAAAUGGUCCAUCUCAAAAGUCCAGCUUGCCCCCUCUCAUUAUUCCCCCAAGUGAAAACUUGGGACAACAUGAAGAGGAUAAAAUUGUCUGUGGUUUUAAGAAACUCUCAGUGAAUGGGGUUUGUGCCUCUACUCCUCCUCUUACACCCAUAAAAAACUCCUCUUCACUUUUCCCCAGUACAACUCUUUGUGAACGGGGUUCUAGGCCCCUUCCACCAUUGCCAAUCUCUGAAGACCUCUCUCUGGACGAGACAGACUGUGAGGUAGAAUUCCUAACUAGCUCAGAUACAGACUUCCUUUUAGAAGACUAUACACUUUCUGAUUUCAAAUACGAUGUUCCUGGCAGGCGAAGCUUCCGUGGGUGUGGACAGAUCAAUUAUGCAUAUUUUGAUACCCCAGCUGUUUCUGCAGCAGAUCUCAGCUGUGCAUCUGACCAGAAUGGAGGUGUCCCAAGUCCAAAUCCUCCUCCGCCUCAAACCCACCGAAGAUUAAGAAGGUCUCAUUCAGGACCGGCCGGAUCCUUUAACAAACCAGCCAUAAGGAUAUCCAGCUACAUACACAGAGCUUCUCCUAACUCUGAUGAAGACAAACCUGAGGUUCCCCCCAGGGUUCCCAUACCUCCUAGGCCAGUAAAGCCAGAUUAUAGAAGGUGGUCAGCAGAAGUUACGUCCAGCACCUACAGCGAUGAAGACAGGCCUCCCAAAGUACCACCAAGAGAACCUUUAUCCCGGAGUAACUCCCGCACACCGAGUCCUAAAAGCCUUCCGUCUUACCUCAAUGGGGUCAUGCCCCCGACACAGAGCUUUGCCCCUGAUCCCAAGUACGUCAGCAGCAAAGCUCUGCAAAGACAGAACAGUGAAGGAUCUGCCAAUAAGGUUCCUUGCAUUCUGCCCAUUAUUGAAAAUGGGAAGAAGGUUAGUUCAACACAUUAUUACCUACUACCUGAGAGACCACCGUACCUGGACAAAUAUGAAAAAUUUUUUAGGGAAGCAGAAGAAACAAACACAAGCACCCAAAUCCAGCCGUUACAUGCUGACUGCAAUAUGGUUUCAGCCACAGAAAAGCUGGACUCAAAAACAAAAAUGGAUCUGGGUGGCCAUGUGAAGCGUAAACAUUUGUCCUAUGUGGUUUCUCCUUAGACUUCGGGGGUGUGGUUCAGCAAAGGUUAUGUAGGAGCAAAUGGUUCUCAAUUUUCCAGUUUGAUUGAGGUUCACGGAAAAAUCUUUCAGAUUGCGAAGUAAAAUAGUUGAACUCUCUGUCUUAAUGAGAAAAAUUUAGAGCAGUUGAAAGAUGCUGUUAUGCUGAGAAUCCCUGGUUUUGUUAGCGAUGGAGAAAAGUCUAUUCAAGUCUAUAAUUUAAAGAUGUGAUGGUGGGAGGGAAGGACGGGGAAACUUUUUAUAUAUGCAUACAUUAUAUACCUAUAUAUAACUUGUGGUAUAACCAUAGAGCAUAGUUGCAGGUUAACCAAUUAGUUACUAUCUUAGAGUAAUAUAUAUUCAGAAUAGCAGAAACUCAACCUGGAGAAAUGAGUCCUGGUAGACUGAAAAUUGAGCAAAUGGAAGAAAAUACAGUAUUGUUUAGAUCAGAAUCAUUUUAAAAAUUAUUUUUGUUUUGUAGGUUUGAAGAUUUCUGGCUUUUAGGCCUGUUCUAUUUUGUUUCAUUUAUUUUUACAAGCAGUCUUUUCCAUUGAGGGCAGGGUGUGCAUUCUUUACCAUGACUGCACCUGCCUAGUUUAAAGUCGUCCCACAGCCUAAUUCCAGGUCUCAUUUUUUGUCUUGUUGAGGGGAGAGAUAGCAGUUUAUUUGGCAACCAUACUGUCACCUGUACAUGUCUCACAUCUUGAAAAAUGAAAAGAGAAUUAGUGAAUAAUUUUUUCUUACAAUUCCUGCUUGAUUUCCACCCACUGAAACCACCCGGUGUAGCGUGGGCCUCACAGACGCAGUGGGAUACAUGAGACUCAAAUGGAAAAGUAUACUAGGUGCCAGUGGUUAGGAUGUCAGUUUGACAAAAUAAUGAAGCAAUUAGCCAUGUGAUUGAGAGUUAUUGUGUGGGGAUGUAUGUUAUGGUUUUUGUUUUUGUUUUUGUUUUUUUAGACUGUAUUAAUAAACAAAUACAACACAAGCUGGCCUUGUGUUGCUGGUUCCUAUUCAGUAUUUCCUGGGGAUUGUUUGCUUUUUAAGUAAAACACUUCUGACCAAUAGCACAAUAUGUCUUACUACCAUCAGCAUCUUUCUGCUUUGAGAACCCUCACAGCUGGCUGCUUCACCUAGGUGCAGGGAGACACACAGCGUUGUGUUCACGUCCCACAUCCUUCGCUGUAUUUAUCUUGAGUAGAUAAGCACAGGAGAGAAGGUGCUCACUAACAGAGGUACGUUACUACAAUGUUCUCUUAAUAGUUAAGCUGUUUACAGUUUAAACUGCUGAAUAUUAUUUGAGCUAUUUAAAGCUUAUUAUAUUUUAGUAUGAACUAAAUGAAGGUUAAAACAUGCUUAAGAAAAAUGCACUGAUUUCUGCAUUAUGUGUACAGUAUUGGACAAAGGAGUUUAUUCAUUUUGUUGCAUUAUUUUGAAUAUUGUCUUUUCAUUUUAAUAAAGUUAUAAUAUUUAUGACA